Messenger RNA from Spirodela intermedia, 13151 nucleotides. NCBI's taxonomy places the organism in Eukaryota, Viridiplantae, Streptophyta, Magnoliopsida, Alismatales, Araceae. The record is from the annotation of a GenBank genome assembly.
AUGGCGUCGUUGAUCCGGAGGAGGAUAUCCAUCAAGGUGAGGAUACACAAUCCUGGAUCAUGGCGGGAGAGGCUCUUCUCCUCUUCUUCAUCUUCUUCUUCCUCUUCGGGGGAGGAGGGGAGGGGUAUCGAGAAGAUUCUGGUGGCGAACCGGGGGGAGAUCGCGUGCCGGAUCAUGAGAACGGCCAGGAGGCUUGGGAUACGGACAGUGGCGGUGUACAGCGAUGCCGACCGGGACGCGCUCCAUGUGAGGUCCGCCGACGAGGCCGUGAGAAUCGGGCCGCCGCCAGCCCGGGCCAGCUACCUCGACGCCUCAGCCAUCGUGGACGCUGCCAUGCGGACCGGAGCGCAGGUCAUUAGUUCUAAACUCUCUGUGAACUUUAGUUCUCUAAAAUGCGAUUUGAUAUACUGCUCUAAAUGCAUCUGGCUCGAGUUGGUGACCGUUGCACAUGCUACACAUAUGAAAAUGUUCUAAGGUAUAAGGGCAAUGCUGUCUGACCAUAAAAUGCGGAAGUUUCAGUCGCAUAUAUUUUAUUGUCAUUCCUGAAGAACUCUGAAAAAGUUUAUAGCGGGCAGUUCAGUACAAUCUUUAUUAUUCCAUUGUCAAUCUUAGUUCACUCCAAUAGUUUUUUGUGGUCGUAAGUUUAUGUAAAAUUUAAAUAAUCUCCUUUAUAUCAAUGUCAAUGUCAGUGUCAAUGUCAAUGUCAAUGUCAAUGUCAAUGUCAAUGUCAAUGUCAAUGCCAAUGCCAAUGCCAAUGCCAAUGCCAAUGCCAAUGCCAAUGCCAAUGCCAAUGCCAAUGCCAAUGCCAAUGCCAAUGAGUAACAUGAUAAUUUUCAAUUGAAAUUCGCCUGAUCUUGCAGAGUGGAUGAAUGUGGCCAAUAUUUUCAAUUUAAACUGAAUCUUGGGUUUCAAAGUUGUCACAUUUCCUAGCCUUUGGUGGCAAACCAAGCUAACCUGAUGGAUAAACUGUUGAAACUCCCAAUUAUUUGUCUGGUAUUAUAAUUUUUCAUGAUGCUACUUUCAUUUGCCUUAUGUUCUCAGGACUGUUUAUAGUCCAGGCUCUAGUUUCUGUCAUGCAAAGAAAAGUAUUAAGUAGCUGAGAAGGUUAAUCUUCUCAGAUAUUUCCCUUUCAUACUUGUAGGCAAUCCAUCCAGGCUAUGGCUUUCUUUCAGAAAGUGCAGAUUUUGCACAGCUUUGUGAAGCUAAAGGGCUGACAUUCAUUGGACCUCCUGCAUCUGCAAUCAGAGACAUGGGUGACAAGAGGUAUAUACUUGAUGUGGUUUUCCCUCCUGCGAGAAUCACUUGUAUACCUGUUGAACCGGCAUCUUUUCUAUUGUGCUUGAGAAGGGGCAAUAAUACUCAACUAUUAUUUUUAUUUUUCUCAUAACUUAUUCCACGUGUCUGCACAUUGAAGUUACUCUCAAACACUAUAUUAUCCGUGCAUGGACUAGUGCAUCAAAGAAGAUAAUGGGUUCGGCUGGUGUACCUCUUGUUCCUGGUUAUCACGGUGAAGAACAAGAUGCGGACUUUCUAAAAUUAGAAGCUGAAAAGAUUCGAUAUCCAAUUUUAAUAAAGCCAACACAUGGUGGAGGAGGAAAGGUAUGGUCUUCAAAGCUGUCCGAUCUACUUUAUUCAAGAGCCAGGAAACUGCCUGCUAUAAGCAGUUACGAUUGCUACCCGCAAUAAGUGCCAAAAUGUAGGAUCUGCACAGUUUUUCUCAUGAUUAGUGUAUGUCUUCAGUUGGAUUAUUUUACAUAUUAUUUACUCCUAGCUAUAUAUGCCAUUUUGACAUUUUCGACAUCUAUUGUGGAUUCUUUUGCCGAUAAUUUACUUGCUACCCAAUUUUUGUGAUUCUGACACUUUUGAUGCCUAUAGUCGAUUCUCUUGCAGAUUAUUCUCUAAUUACCCUGUUCAUAAUAUUUUGACAUCUCAGUGAUAUCAUCAUGUUCAUUAGUUCAUGUGUUUGUACGAGAAAAACAGAUAAAGGUAUUAAUGUAAUUUAGCCCGUCCUCAAUAUGAGAACAUCUACUUUUUCUAAUAAUUUAAUUUCCACUUGAAGUAAUUUAUUUCUAUUACAAUCUGGAUGUCAUAAAGCCCUAUGAACGCAACAUCGGAAAAUAUUUAUUUUGAAUAACCUGCAAAUUGAAUAGUUACCUCUCUCAUAAUGCUUUUGUUAUUGAAUGCUAAGGAAACAGAAAUAUCAGACUGAUUCUUGUUCUUCACGAGUUACCCUCUGACUCCGUUUUCUAUGUGAUAACGUGUACAUAGAGAGGGACUUUCUGACACUAUGAUAGUAGUAAACUCUAAUGCUUAUUAUCAGUUAAAUAAAUCACCUCCUUUGUGUCAAGUACUUGUCGUUUCCUUGAGGAAGAAGGAAAAUGGUUAAAACACUAUAGAUCAAGUGCUAGCCAUGUUUACACGGCCCAGAAAAGUUUAAAACCCAUUAAGACGAACAUGGUCAUCUAGCUUGUUGUAAAGUAGCUGACAGGCUUUGGUAGAAUUUUUUUAUGACCAUAUAUGUUGUAAAUUUGUGUUUUUCAAACCUCUUUAGAAAAUACCCUGUAUGACCUUUCCCUUUGUUUUUCGGUUGUCAUAGAAAUCUAAAGAAGACGAAAUGUUUCCUUGUACAAACUUUCCCAUCAGUUAAACUUGAGAGUACAUGGCCCGCACUAGAUGUUUGUAGCUUCAUCAUUGUCAUUGGAUUAGGAAGCACAAGGUUGUAAAGUAGCUGACAGGCUUUGGUAGAAUUUUUUUAUGACCAUAUAUGUUGUAAAUUUGUGUUUUUCAAACCUUUUUGGAAAAUACCCUAUAUGGCCUUCCCCUUUGUUUUUCGGUUGUCAUAGAAAUCUAAAGAAGACUAGAUGUUUCCUUGUACAAACGUUCCCAUCAAUUGAACUUGAGAGUACAUGGCCCACACUAGAUGUUUGUAGCUUCAUCGUCAUUGGAUUAGGAAGCACAAGAUUUUCCCUAUGAUGAAAGUGGAUCUUGGUUGGUGGGCAUGUUGUUAAAAUAGAAGUUCUGCACUCCAAUUUUUUUGAGAGUAGAUUUUUGUUUGUACCAUCCUAAUUGUUUCAUCGUGGAAAAUGUUUAUCUCUGACGUUUCAGCAGAUACUAUGAAAUUUUGACAUAGCACAGGAUUUCUGAGAUCCAUGACCCGAUGAAAUUGAUCUCAAUAGCUAAAUCGAUUAUGUUUUACGGUUUAAAAAUAAGUCUGGGUACAAGCUAAGGGAAGAAGUUAUUUAUCGAAAUUAUGAUCAAGUCAUGUUAAAUGUUUUAGACAUUUUUCUGUGUCUGAUCCCCUGUUUACACUAACAAACAUCGAUUCUUUCAGGGGAUGAGAAUAGUUCAAGGGCCAGGUGAAUUCAUGGAUUCACUUUUGGGAGCACAACGUGAGGCUGCUGCAUCAUUUGGGAUAAAUACCAUUUUACUUGAGAAAUACAUUACCAGACCACGACAUAUAGAAGUCCAGGUUCUGAUCUAAGGAUUCUUGUCAUCUGUGUUUCUCUUUUGAAAUAGUUUCAUAUAUAGUUUUUCUUGAAGGAGUGAUGUUGUAUUAGUUUCCUAUCACCUUAGAAUCUGUGCUACCCCUUUGGCCUACAUUCUAUACUUCAUCAAAAUAAUGUGCAUGAGCCAUGGGCCCCACUUAUUCAAAUCUUUUUGUAGUCCUGGAACAUUUUGGGGCGAACACCAAUCCAGACAGGUGGGUUGAAAAAGUUUGGCAUUUAGGUUGCAACAUGUAGCAAAAAGCGCCAUUCAGAUGACAUCAAAAUCGGUGUUUCAUGCAAGAGUUUUUUUGACCAAACAUAGUGAAGUUGGUUUCCAUUACAUUCUUAGAUAACUUAUGGUUUCGAGGUUCGUCCCUUGCGAACAAGUGUUUCCUCUGAGUGGAGGCUGCUGGAGUCAUCCUUCUUAAGUCGUCCCCUCGCUGGGUGGACAUUGCUUUCCUGUUCAUGUUGGUUUGCCAAUGAGCUGGCGUUGUCUGGAUGCUUGGCCUAUUUUUUUCAAGUUUUGGCCUUAAAAUUAAGCACGAUAAUGAAAAUAAGCAUGUUCGAGUGCUUAUUGGAUUGGCUCAAGCCUUGAAGUGGUUCAAACUAGAAGUCUUUUUUGCUGCCCGUCCACACAACAGCAGACCCCAACCCAAACUCUUCUCCACGAUCCAUUGGAUGCCACCUGGUCUGCUCACCCUCCUAACCUGCCACCCCGGUCCCUUCCUGCAUCCCUGUCCAAUGCCUGCCCAGUACAAAUGCAUAUUAAGUAAUUUAUUGUAUACUUUACGAUGAGCGAAUAGUAUUCUAUAGGGAGAUGUUCAGAGGUAUUCUUCAUUUUGGCAUCCUCUGCUGCGAUCUCGAGGCUGACAAUGAGCAAAAGGUCCCUCCUAUUUAGCUGUUGAAUAUUAAUAUACUUUGGGAGAUUCAAAUAUGUGGAUACAUAUAGACUACUCUUAAAACAGAGAGGACAAAUGGGGAAACCUUUCAUUUUUCCUUCAUGGCAAUCUUCGCAUGUUUAUUAUAGUUUUUCACACUUCAUUUAUUCUAUUUAUUGGCUUUUGCUCCUAUUUCUCCAUUCCUUUCGCAUCUACUUGAUAUUAUAGUGUUCAAUCCUCUGAGGUUGCAUAUGUUGUUCUUGAUAAUUGGCUUGCAGGCAUUUUGAUUUUAUUUCAUUUUUCUUGGAAUUGUUCUGAUAAGAUUUUUGUCUGUCUCUCGGGUGGUUAUUGCACAUACUGAAGUUUGAUAGCAACUAGCACCACUGAUUAAGACUCUUCUAAAAUUCAGUUCGGUUUAUGCUCUGCAUAGAUUGUUUCUAUAAAAAUUUGAUUUUUAAUUAUUUAUUGAAUCAGUAGUGUCUAUUCUCACUGCUUGCAUGUAAUAUCCGAAGUAUUGAUUUACUUGUCAUUAUGCAUAUAACUAGAAAGCCAGAUUAGUCUGCAAUCACUUGGAUCUUCUGUGAACACUUGGAUCCAUCAUGAAGUGCAAAUUACCAAGUCAUCUCUUGAGUCACCACGAAUUUUAAUUCAUGUACAGUUCCAUGAUGUCCUUAAAAAUCUGUAAAACGUAUCAGGUCACUAUUGUUUAUUUGGAGGAUAAUUGAAAAGUCCUUUUUUUUUAGGCUUUGUCGUACUAUUUUCAUAACUAUUUAUUAACUUUUUGUGGAAUUAUUAGGUAUUUGGAGACAAGCAUGGUAAUGUGCUACACUUAAAUGAGAGAGAUUGCAGCCUGCAGAGAAGGCACCAAAAGAUUAUUGAAGAAGCUCCAGCAGUAAAGAUCAUCUGUGUUGUGACUACAUUAUACUUUCACUUUUGGAAUUGCAUGUAACAUUUUCAUUUAUGCAGCCAAAAAUUGCAGAUGACUUUCGUUUCCACUUGGGGCAAGCAGCUGUCUCAGCUGCAAAGGUGAUAUUUUUAGAAUUCAUGAAUAUUAUAGAUCUAACAGCAUUAUCUUUGCUAAAAGCGCAUCAGUUUUUGUGCAUAAUUUUCUUGGAACGUUCUUUGGUUAUCACUCAUCAUUAGUUUUCGAAAACUUAUAAUCUAUCCUGUUCACUCUUGUUCUGUAAGAUAGCUGCUUGAUUUCUGAUGUCUGGAUUUUAGUAAACGUAAAUGGUCGUGUUGCAUGUGAAACUCUUACACUGUACCGUAAAUGGGCUAAGGAGGGUUACUUUGAACUUCUUUCUUUCUCAUGGAUGUGAUAACAUUUAUAUUCAGAAUGAUGAUAGAUAGAACAAAGAAUAAAAUAUUGAAUUUUAUUAUGAUUGGUAGGGCUGACAUCAGAUAUAGCCUGCCACAACUUUCUCUGCUCCCACAGAAUAUUUGAUCGCGUCCACAACAUAAAAUGGUUAGAUUUCGAAAUAGGACCUGUCUAGUCUACAGAUAUGCGUCCUAUUUUGUAUAUUUCAAGUGAUUAGUAAAUAUAUGAUGAUAAUAUUUUAAUAUCUUUCCUCAUGUAUUUUACCUUGUGAAUCUGACAUUACCUGAGACUGCAAAGAAGAAGUGUAAUAGAAUAAGAUGGGCCAUGUAGUUAGGUUAAGGGCCAGAGUGUGAGAAGCCAUCAAAAACCUGAUUGGGUUGGGCGUUUUGGUCUAGCCCAUCCCCAGAAUAUCCCAAGUGUAAUAGUGUCAGUUAUCCAAAAUACUUUACCCGUCCUUAUAUCUGGAUGUAUCAUUUGAGCAUUUGUUUUGGGAAUACAUUGACCUUGUCUGAAAAUAUUUAUAGGUACGCUUUAAAUGCAUGCAUGCCAUAUUUUCUUUGGAUUACCUCAAUCUCGAUUUCAUUGUUUCUUGUUGAACUGGAUCUAAACUGAAACAAAGAGAAUGCCUAAUUGGAAAACAAUAUAUUGAGAGCAGUUUCCUGCUAUUACCCUUUCUAUGGACGUCUGGAUUGACACCAUGAUGUUCUGGUGCACAAUGCAAUACAACUGUAGAAUUUCUCAUCAUGCUAGAGUUUUUCAGGUUAUUCUAAUGAACAUUCUUGUAGCAUAUGCACUUUAUGAGGUGGUUCAUUGAAUGUUAGAUUUUGAUGUCGAGUCCUUUUGUUGUUCUAUUUAUUAUAUCGCAUCUGCAUGAGUUCAUGAAAUUUAACUCCACAAUGAAGGAUUAUUUCUCAGUGGUUGGCUGCACCUGGAAAUAAAUCAUCUCUCUUCUUAUAUGACGUCAUCCUAAUUGAAUACUUGCCAUAAAUCUUUAUUUGGUUUUUUUUUACCUGUUGAUGGGGCUCGUUUGUCUGUAUUCAUACUGAUUUAAUAGCAUAUGUUUCUUGUUCAAUUUCUGAGAAGGCAGUUGCUUAUCAUAAUGCUGGCACUGUCGAAUUCAUAGUGGAUACUGUCUCCGGCCAAUUUUACUUCAUGGAGAUGAACACCCGUCUUCAGGUGCCUAUUCUUUCCUUAUGUUUUUUUGGUUUAAUGUAUAAUAAUCUUAGAAAACCAUUAUUGUUCUUUCAAUGCCUCUAUUAUUGUAGUGUCAUCCUUUGUUUAAGCUUAUUGGAAAAAGUUAUUCAAGUGUGAUACAUGUUAUUUACCUUAAGUCUGAUCUGGGUAUUUUCUUAAAUAUUUUAAGGUUGAGCAUCCUGUGACAGAGAUGAUCGUUGGCCAAGAUCUCGUGGAGUGGCAAAUUCGGGUGGCCAAUGGAGAACCUCUACCUUUGAGUCAGUCACAGGUGCCCUUAAAAGGUAAGUAAAAUUUAUGAGCACACCACCAUAUUGAAUGUGCAUGUUUUUACCGAAUUAAUAACAAUAUAUGUUGAUGUCAGCUUCUUUUAGUGAUAUCUGAUAUCAGCAAGAGGAUUAUUUGUGACAACUGGGGACCUAAUUUCUGAUUUUUUCCUUUGGUAGGAUUUACUCUAUGAAAUUUUUAGGAUAAAUCGUAUAUCACUUUGUGUCCUGCAUGUUAGUUUAAUAUAAAUCUUAUAUUUUUGCCUCUGGUGGACCAUUUUGGAUUUUGAUCAAGUUUUGCCAACUUGGCAUUUUGGGUUUAUAUUUAUUGGGUAGGAAACAAUAGUUAACUGAUAUAUGGCACUAUCGUCAUCAUAAUUUUUUAUUUUGUUGCUUCCUACCCAUAAACAUGAUGACAGGGCAUGCCUUUGAAGCUCGAAUAUAUGCGGAAAAUGUUCCUAAAGGAUUCCUUCCUGCUGCUGGUGUUCUUCAUCAUUACCGUCCUGUUGCAGUUUCACAAACAGGUUUCUGCCUUUAACAAAAUGAUAUAUGUUUUAUUGCUAAUACCAUAAAUUGAUCUUUUGACCGUUUAAGAAUAAGUUUUAUGAUGGUAAAUGAAGGAUGUGAUCUUGCAUGUUUUUAGUAGUUGGUUGCUUCCUACCAGAGAAGUUCUGGUUUAAUAUCCUUAUUUUUCAUGGGUUCAUCUUCUAGAAUCAUCUGUAUAUAUCAUGGGGACACCAGUCAGGUCUAAUCAGAGGAAAAUUGACAUCGUUAGAAGAAAUUCAAAAGUUUACUACAUAUAAGAGGAACAGCCUCAGAAGGACGAUAUCACACGACAUGCAUAGCCCUCAUGCGACUAAGACGACUAAUUUUCAUGUUCUAAUGAUAAAGUACUGAUAGAAGAGUAUCUCUUCGGUGUGGGAAUAGUCAAAGUGAGUCUCCUAGAGGAAAAAUGCGCAGUUAAAAGGGUCAUCAUAUGAUACUGUCUAGGUGCAAGGGUGUGUACAUUAAUAUCAGAUAGAAAUAGCUCAUAUCACAGUCUAGGUAUCCAAAAUUGGUUGAUUCUGAUUACUGUCUACCAACGCACUCGUAAACAUUUCCCCUCUUUUCACCUGAUUUCAGCACCUUGUUGUAGUUUAUUAUGCAUCCAGAGGCACUCAUACGGCCACAGACGGCCUGUCACUCUUCGCCUUCUUUCAUCCCCCUCUCGUUCUAGUUUAUUAUGCACCCUAGGUCACACACACAUACACGAGUCUUGCACUCUCGCUUAUCUCUCUACCGCUUCAGCUAAGGGGAAUUGGAUUAAGUGCCUCAAUCCCGUCAACUUGAGUUAGUAUCACCAUCAGCACAAUGACAGAGAUACAAAUUUGGAAAAAGUGAGAACACGAUUGAAGGUGGCAUCAACAACAUCAGUUGCAGCUGGAGCACCAGUGGACAUCACAGAAGUAGUCACUCCAGCACUACUAAUGGCAACAAUAAAGGUUGCAGCUACGACACUAGAGUGGUGAGGAGAGGGCUGAAAAUAAUAAACCCUCUCUCAUCUUUUUUUUUCCCUUCUUGCUUAGGUUGGGAGGUUUGUGGCGAGACACUGUCAACAUUGUUCCUGGAAUUGGAUUGUGUGGGAGCGUUGGCGGGGCCAGUCCUGUGCAGUUAGGGAAAAGACCUUUCAACUUAAUAAGGCAAACCUGAUAACUAUAUUAGGUAAAUUAAAUGAAUAUUAAUCAUUAUUCAAAGAGUACAAGGAAAUGUCUGUAAUAAAGUCACCAUCAUUGUCUGAUUCUAUGAUGUCUAUACACUAUUCAGUCGAAGCUGUAUGGAACAACUCAUACAUUUGUACUAGAUCCAACCUAAGAAUAUCAUUGAGAAAUAAGGGAUUAGAAAAGGUUUUUCUAUUCCCAUAGAACCAUAGUCUAAAUGUAUACAACCAAUAGGAUAGUGAGUAGGGAUAUUUCUAUGAGAUCAACUUGAACUUAAAACACAUUGAUUAUUUAUCCGUCUUGUUUUUUUUUUUUUUUUUUUGUACUUUCUGUUUGUUUAUCUUCUUCAAUCUCCAUCCUUGAGCCACGUUUCCUGAUAAAAAUUAUUGUAUAGGUCCUGUAUCCAAAAAUGUGUAGUGAUGCUUUUACAUGUAACUCCUUUUGUACCUUCACUAGGUUUUUUAAGUUGUCCCUUACAUCUUGAAUUAGAUUACUAGACUUUCUAUUACUCAUUUUUUCAUGUGCUUGGCAGUUCGUGUUGAGACAGGUGUUGUACAGGGAGAUGCUGUUAGUGUGCAUUACGAUCCAAUGAUAGCUAAGCUGGUUGUUUGGGGAGAGGAUCGCAAGGCUGCGCUAGCUAAGCUUAAGGACUGUUUAUUACAAUUUCAGGUUGCUGCAGCAUUUGUCAAUUAUCUGUCUGAAAUAUUACACAAAGGUCCCAUUUUGAAAUACAUGUACUUUUGAUUUUCUUUUACGUAUCUUUGCAUUUUCACGUGUAUGCAAAUGACUUUGCAUUGAGCUGUACCCUAGUGACAUUGUCCGGAUGCAGCAGAUGCGUACCACUUGCAGAAAAGUACACAGACAAUGUAUCGUAGAUGCACAUUUAUUUAUUUAUUUGUUUAUUCAACAUUUUAAUAUCAACGUAGUUUAAUGUAUAGUUUUUAAAUAGAUAUUCUAAUACUAUUUCUUCAGGUUACAUUGUAUUCCUAAUUAAUGCAUUUAUGAAACUUUUUGUGUAGACAUUUACUUUUGUUAUUUUAGUGUUAUGAAAUUUUGUUCUAUUUUGUCUUGUUGAUUAAAUAUUCUAUAGCCAUUUUCUUUUAGAAGCAUGCUUGAAUAAAUAUAACAUUACGUCUAACGUGAUCACUCUGUCUCAUUGCCUAGAUGUAAGGCAGGCUUUAUCCAGAUAUAGUUGUACUCCAGGAUUUUAGUAUAAACUUGAAGUCAAUGGCUCAUUUUGCAGGUUGCAGGUUUGCCGACUAAUAUCAGUUUUCUCCAGAAACUUGCCAAUCACCAGUCUUUUGCUAAUGGCCUGGUGGAAACACAUUUUAUUGAGCACUUCAAGAGUGAUCUCUUCAUUGAUUCUGGCAGUAAAAUCUCAGACGAGACAUACAGUGCUGUCAAACUUGAUGCAGGAUUAGCUGUUGCUUGCAUUUGUAGACACGAGCAGGAGAAAUCGAAAGAUAUUUUUUCUGGUAAUUACAGUCUUCUGGGAAUCUCAUUUUUUCUGAAACCUCCGUGAAACCUUCUGAUUAUCCUUUAUAUAUAGGGAGGGCCGACUCGCUUCCUUUGUGGUAUUCGCACCCACCUUUCCGUAUGCAUCAUUCUGCACAGCAAAUCUUAGAGCUGGAGUGGGACAAAGAAUCUGACGGAACUGAGACAGAACCUUUAAAACUUGCUGUUAGUUAUCAAACUGACGGAAGCUAUUUGAUUAAGGUACCAAUCAUCAGGAUAAGUUUAAUGUUUUUAAAUUUCUACUGUCGGUAGAUAAGCUGAAUAAGAAAGUGUCAUUUGCCAGUUGCUGUCAUAGGACAAGUGGUGCAUUUCCCAUUAAACUUGAUUGAAAUUUUGUUGAUUAAACUCAGUUUUCAUUCUUCCGGAUUAAUAUGUUUCGAUAAACUGUACGGUGUAGGCUUCAGCGGGUUCAUCAUUUUUUAUUUUGGUUUUAAUACGUUGCAGUUUAUUUGUAUACUUGUCACUUCUCAUCGAAAUGCUUUCUAGUACAAAUGCAUAACUGAACUCUAUUUCUUGAUAUUUUGGGUCUACUGAUGAAAUAUUGGAGGACCUAUGAUUUCGAAUGUCGUGAAAUUAUUUUGAUCAACUUGCCUUUGCACUUUGGAUAAUCCAAGAUUAACUCAGGUUGGGAAAAUAUUUCAAAGAUAUCUAGUGAUCUGGCACUCUUGAAAUGAAUGAAUGAAUUAUUAUUUUUGUAGCUAUCCUAUCUUGGGUUUCAAAAAGGCUGACACUGUCGAUAUUCUGCUCAUUUCUGUGCCCCCUCUCUCUCACUCUCUCUCUCUCUCUCCCUUCCACCCUCCCUCCCUGCACCUGGCAAACAGCACACCCGGUUCUUUAGAUUAUUUCUCUAAACGCUGUUGUCUUGCUACGAAUUUACUAGAAUGGAAGUGACGACGCCUGUGGUCUGGAAGUCAAAGUCACACAAUUGGGGAAUUGUGACUUCAGAGUGGAUGCAAAUGGGCUGACUACUAACGUCAGCUUGGCCACUUAUUCCAAGGUGACCCUCUUCACCAUGUACACAUCUUCAGAAAAAGGAUUUUUACCUUCUUGUAAAGCAAUCAGCAUUUUUCAUCAGUUUUAUUGUUUAUUCUAUAUUUUCUCAACCUCUGGAAAUUCUCAUGUUCCAAAAAUUCUCCAAUCUCCACCAGGAGAACUACAAGCAUAUACACAUCUGGCACGGGGAGCGGCAUCGUCAUUUCAGACAGAAGAUAGAGCCUGAGAAAUCCAGUGAUAAUAUCUCUGACCACCACCAGGCUUCCCUUCAGACAGCCUCCCACCCUAAAGGGAGCAUCGUAGCACCCAUGGCCGGAUUAGUCGUCAAGGUUCUCGUGGAGAAUGGUGCCAUGGUGGAGGCAGGCCAACCCAUACUGGUCAUGGAGGCUAUGAAAAUGGAGGUCCGUCGUUAGUGUUAAGAACAAUCCGGUUUGAUUAGUUUAGAAUAAAAGAUAUUGUUAUGGUUUUGACUUGAAUUGCCCAAUGACUCCUAUAGUCAGGAUACUACAUAAGAUAUUUUAUUGAAAGUUUUAAUAUUUUAUCUGUGCCACUGCUGUUUCAGCAUGUCGUGAAGGCCCCCCGUUCUGGCUCUGUAUCUGGUCUUCACGUUGCUGCUGGACAACAGAUUUUUGACAAUGAUGCCCUCUUCACCAUCACGGUAUGAUUCAUAAUUCUCCUCCCCCCUCCCCCCCCUGAAAUUAAAAUUGAAUUGAUGGUCGAUCAGCUCCACCCCCAUCGAUUUUCUCUUCAGCUUUUCUCUUUUUUGCUAAUUUUAGAAAUUGUCCAAGGAAGUGGCUAGUAUGGCCUGAUUAAGUCAUGUUCAUGUCAUCGAUCUGAUGCUAACUUGUUAUUGAUAUCACUCCGCUCUUCUGUUCUCGUACUCAAGAAACUACUAGCUAGCUACUAUUCAUCUGGUCAUUCUUUUACUGAGGUGUAUAUUAGCUCUGCAAUUCUAUGGUAUCUUAUUUCUUGGGCAUCAAGAAUCAUCUGAUCACAGAAGGGAUCAUGACUUGCAGUUCUGCCUUUUAACUGGGGAGAAUUCCAAUCUCUCCUGAUAAAAGUAUUAUAACAGUAAUCAGCUCAGAUCAGCUGAUUCUUGCAACAGUAAUUGUGGCUUUGCCUGAUUUUACACUUAUAGCUGAUGAAUUGGAACAGAAUCGAAGAAUCUAACUCAGAACAGCCGAUUCUAUGUCAGACUGGCCUGAUCGAGCUGACCCCAAUGACUGCAUUUACUGGUUUAAGACAGACUAACGUCUAAAUACCCUUCUACCUAGUUGUAUCUUUCACCCUGUCAAAUCCUACGGGCCUCUCUCACUGCAGAUUUGCAUACUGUUUCUCCUUCGCUUGAUUAAGUGACGACCCAUCCCAUUCUUCAUACUAUUCCUAUAGAUAGAAAAUGAAAAGAAAAAGGAAGAAGAAGACUGCAGGAAGAUGGGAGCCAAAAAGAUGGAUGCAUUGGCUCCCCUUCCCCUAACAUGUAUGGCACAAAUUCCCUCAUGUUCUCAACAAUUCCUAUAAACAUAUGCAUCUGAAAUAGUUUCCUCGUGCUCGUGUGUAACAAGUGAUAAGAGUCUGAGCUUCUGAAUAUAUAUACAUAAAGAUGUAUAUCCUCUCAUGGAGUGUCUUGUCCCUUGUCUAGGGUACAUAGCGUGGUGACCAUCCAUCUCGGGCGCAAGGAGGGACAAUCUCAGCAGCCGCUCUGACUCCAUUUUCCGACAGGAUUGUAUCCAACAGGGUCAAACAAGGCCGAAGACAACUGGGAUGAAAUCAAAUUUCUCUUCCCUUCCAUUCCUGGUAAACUAAACUAA